CGAAACACCAGUAGUGGUUAUAGACUUAGGUAAAGAUAUCUUCCGUUCGAGCAUUAUUCCGACCUUCAGUUCUUAACAAAGAAUUUUUUUCGAAACAAGGAAAAGACGUAAGAAGCAGAAUCAUGUGGAAGAAACUCCGUGCUUUUUUCAAAUUGGACCGAUCUUCUCAGCCGUCGAAACAUCAGCGUCAAUCCGACCCUUUCGGAGGGUUAAGUGAACUCGCAAUGCCUCCGCCUAUUGAGAAUCGAGACGAUUCUGAAGUCUAUCGCCACCACAGUCUGGAGGAAAAUUUUGAACGAAGUUCACGGGGUGAAGACAUUGAUGCUGAGGAUGGAGAGGAAGAUAUUCUCGUUCGCCAUCACACUCUCGAAGAGAAUCUCGCGCUCGCGAAGGAGCUUACUCGGGAAAUGAGAAGGCAGUCCCAGGAACUUCGCCGCGUCUCCUCUGAACACCACCGUGCCCCAAGCUCUGGGGCAAUGACUUGA
Cladophialophora immunda is the source of this 485-nucleotide messenger RNA. RefSeq lists its product as uncharacterized. The coding region runs from base 123 to 485 and encodes 120 amino acids. NCBI's taxonomy places the organism in Eukaryota, Fungi, Ascomycota, Eurotiomycetes, Chaetothyriales, Herpotrichiellaceae. The record is from RefSeq and is a predicted model, not a curated record. The transcript has a single exon.